GCGGGAUUGUCCUCCCAGGCUGGCAGCCGGCUUCCAGCGGCACCAUGUCUGCCCUUGGCAUCACUGUGGCCCUGCUGGUGUGGGCGGCCAUUCUCCUGCUGGUAUCCAUCUGGAGGCAGGUGCACAGCAGCUGGAAUCUGCCCCCAGGCCCUUUCCCACUUCCCAUCGUCGGGAAUCACUUCCACUUGGAAUUGAAGAAUAUCCCCAAGUCCUUCACCCAGCUGGCCGAGCGCUUCGGGCCGGUGUUCACGCUGUACCUGGGCCAGCGGCGCGUGGUGGUGAUGCACGGCUACAAGGCCGUGAGGGAAGCGCUGCUGGACUACAAGAGCGAGUUCUCGGGCCGAGGCGAAAUCCCCGCGUUCCAGGCGCACAAGGACAGGGGAAUUAUUUUCAAUAAUGGGCCCACCUGGAAGGACAUCCGGCGGUUUUCCCUGACCACCCUCCGGAACUAUGGGAUGGGGAAACAAGGCAACGAGAACCGGAUCCAGAGGGAGGCUCACUUCCUGGUGGAGGCACUCAGGAAGACCCAGGGCCAGCCUUUCGACCCCACCUUCCUCAUCGGCUGUGCACCCUGCAACGUCAUAGCUGACAUCCUCUUCCACAAGCGUUUCGACUACGAUGAUGAGAAGUUUCUGAGGUUGAUGCAUUUGUUUAAUGAGAACUUCUACCUGCUCAGUACUCCCUGGCUCCAGCUUUACAAUAAUUUUUCCAGCUAUCUACACUACUUGCCUGGAAGCCAUAGAAAAGUCAUAAGAAAUGUGGCUGAAAUAAAAGAGUAUGUGUCUGAAAGGGUGAAGGAGCACCAUCAAUCCCUGGACCUCAGCUGGCCCCGGGACCUCACCGACUGCCUGCUGGUGGAAAUGGAAAAGUCCACAGACUUUGAGAAUUGCAUCUUGUCUGAGGAGAAGCCCCCAGCAUUCCUUGUGGGCAUGUACUCCCCAUCUGUGCACAGCUUCAGGACUUCCAGGCCUCCCCAGCUUCAUUCACCUGCAGCCCUCAGGAUCCCCUGCCCCCUGCCCAGCAUGGAAAAGCCCAGUGCAGAACCCUUGUACACAAUGGACGGUAUCACUGUGACCGUGGCCGACCUGUUCUUCGCGGGGACAGAGACCACCAGCACCACUCUGAGAUACGGGCUCCUGAUUCUCAUGAAAUACCCUGAGAUCGAAGAGAAGCUCCAUGAAGAAAUUGACAGGGUGAUUGGGCCAAGCCGAGUCCCUGCCGUCAAGGACAGGUUGGAGAUGCCCUACAUGGACGCUGUGGUGCAUGAGAUUCAGCGGUUCAUCAACCUCGUGCCCUCCAACCUGCCCCAUGAAGCAACCCGAGACACCAUUUUCAGAGGAUACCUCAUCCCCAAGGGCACAGUCAUAAUUCCAAAUCUGGACUCCGUUUUGUAUGACAACCAAGAAUUUCCUGAUCCAGAAAAGUUUAAGCCAGAACACUUCCUGAGUGAAAAUGGGAAGUUCAAGUACAGUGACUAUUUCAAGCCAUUUUCCGCAGGAAAACGGGUGUGUGCUGGAGAAGGCCUGGCUCGCAUGGAGUUGUUUCUGUUGUUGUCUGCCAUUUUGCAGCAUUUUAAUUUGAAGUCUCUUGUGAACCCAAAGGAUAUCGACCUCAGGCCCAUAAAGAUUGGGUUUGGCCGCAUUCCACCACAUUACAAACUCUGUGUCAUUCCCCGCUCAUGAGUGUGAGGAGGACACACUCAUUCCUGAGCCCCCCACUUUCAAGCAAGUUUUCAAAUUGUUUGAGGUCAGGAUUCCUUAAACCUAUUCCUUUCUUUGCAUAUGAAUAUUUCAAAAUAAACAUUUUCCUGGAAUAUAAAC
This is a messenger RNA of Sapajus apella (tufted capuchin), 1820 nucleotides long. Its product is annotated as cytochrome P450 2E1. The record is from RefSeq and is a predicted model, not a curated record. Bases 45 to 1682 code for a protein of 545 amino acids. Gene Ontology annotation, biological process: xenobiotic metabolic process. NCBI's taxonomy places the organism in Eukaryota, Metazoa, Chordata, Mammalia, Primates, Cebidae. The transcript is spliced from 10 exons. Gene Ontology annotation, cellular component: intracellular membrane-bounded organelle; cytoplasm. Gene Ontology annotation, molecular function: oxidoreductase activity, acting on paired donors, with incorporation or reduction of molecular oxygen, reduced flavin or flavoprotein as one donor, and incorporation of one atom of oxygen; iron ion binding; heme binding.